GACGGCUCGUCCACGUCUGUUGUUAUGGCGCACGGUAACCCGUACCAGCACACUCAUGUGUCCGAUUAUUACAGCCGCAAGCUCAGCAACAAGCCCGAUGUGGUGCCGUCCGGAGUCACCGAGAGGAAGGUGUUUCCCGCGGACAAACCGGACAUGGUGGCGCUGGACGUGCUGGGCAUCACAGACUCGGAUGCUCCAGUGUACAGGCAGAAGCAGGAGGCCGACACUCUUGUGCUGGGGACGAUCCACCCCUUCCGUAAAGCCCAUCGCUCCGUCCUGGGGAAGCUGGCACAGGAGUUCCGCUUGGUGACCUCUGACCGGCGGUCGUGGAAGAUCCUCCUGUUCGGUGUGUUGAAUGUGGUCUGUACAGGCUGUCUGCUGAUGUGGUGCAGCUCCACCAACAGUAUGGCUCUGACCGCGUACACGUACCUCACCAUCUUCGACCUCUUCAGUCUGAUCACGUGUUUGCUGAGUCUGUGGGUGACCAUGAAGAAACCCUCUCAGAUCUACUCCUUUGGUUUCCAGCGUUUCGAGGUGCUGGCGGUCUUCUCCUCCACUGUGCUGGUUCAGCUGGGUUCGCUCUUCAUCCUGAAGGAAGCUGCAAGCACCAGUUGGCUGCAGGAACAUGUGGCUGAUCUGAGCCGCAGUAACUAUAAUGCGAUGGAUACCGCGUCCGCCGUGGCCAUCGCCCUCAUGACCUUCGGCACCAUGUACCCCAUGAGUGUGUACAGCGGGAAGGUGCUGCUGCAGACCACGCCGUCUCACGUCAUCGGGCAGCUGGACAAGCUCCUGCGAGAGGUGUCCACGCUGGACGGUGUUCUGGAGGUCAGGAAUGAACACUUCUGGACCAUCGGCUUCGGCUCUCUGGCGGGCUCGGUGCAUGUGCGUAUCCGGAGAGAUGCAGAUGAGCAGAUGGUGUUGGCCCAUGUGUGGAACCGUCUGAGCGCUCUGGUGUCUGCGCUGACCGUGCACGUCUUCAAGGACGAGUGGUCUCGAGCAUCGCUGAGCUCCGGUGUUCUGCCCAGCGCACCGCUCAGCCUGUCAGAGUAUGUGACUGCCGCGGCUGUGUUUCCGGCAGCCCCGUCCCGAGCACAGGGCUCCGAGCCGACCCCCGCCACAUCCACACCCGCCAAACCCAGCAGCCCGCCACCCGAGUUCUCCUUCCACACGCCGGGCAGACACGUGCAGCCGGUGGUCUUCCAGACGGCACAUCCACACCGGCCCCUGUACGGCGGACUCCAGGGCCCUGGGGUGCGGCUUGGUUUGGGGCCGCGGGGGCCGACGCUGCAGGCCUACAGGACUCUGAGUGCAGCGCCACACACGUACACCAGUGGGACAUACACCGGCCCGCCCAGACCCUGACCCGCCACCUCUGCAGAAACAGUAUUUAUUCAGUAAUGGGACCAAGAGCAGCCGUUUACUCUCGCUGGAUGUUUUACCUGUGUUCUUUAUUUGUAUUAAACCGCUAUCAGACAUC
Molecule: messenger RNA, 1477 nt
Organism: Danio rerio (zebrafish)
Lineage: Eukaryota; Metazoa; Chordata; Actinopteri; Cypriniformes; Danionidae
Gene: slc30a6
Product: solute carrier family 30 member 6
Biological process (GO): zinc ion transmembrane transport; intercellular transport
Cellular component (GO): apical plasma membrane; Golgi apparatus
Molecular function (GO): zinc ion transmembrane transporter activity
Source: RefSeq, marked provisional